AAAAAAAAUCCCGGAGAUGCUGUCGUCGCCUGGGAAAACAAACAGCCACCCAGACAAUUAAAAAGGAAAACACCGAUCGGUCGCCAGGUAAGGAGGAGGCUUGUGGACUUCACCGCGGCGCUUGGCAUCUGGUGAGAGAAUGAAUGCUGAUGACUGCAAUGGACGCUCAUAUGCACAAGGUAAUGGAGGAGAGUCAUCAACGGAACAGGAUUUUUAUGGCAGGUUGCAGGGCCCUUCAGUGACAUCUCCAAACAGUCAGCAGUCCUCACCACACCGCUCCCUGAGUGCAAACUCCAUCAAGGUUGAGCUGUGCAGCGACGAUGAGUCACCAGGUGCUCCACAGCCAGAGAACAGAGAGGCUGUGACGGAUGAUAGCGGGAGGGAAGACAGAGGGGACCCCAUGGAAGAAGGGAGCGCAGAGUACCCAGGGGCAGGAAGAGACAGUGGGAGCAUUUACAAUGAGAUGGCCAGUCCAAAUGCUGCUUCACCAGGACCUAUCCGGCUGCCCAAUGGGAAGCUCCAGUGUGAGGUGUGUGGGAUGAUCUGCAUCGGACCCAACGUGCUGAUGGUGCACAAGCGUAGCCACACAGGUGAGAGGCCUUUCCAGUGUAACCAGUGUGGAGCUUCCUUCACCCAGAAGGGGAACUUGUUGCGCCACAUCAAGUUACAUUCGGGAGAAAAGCCUUUCAAAUGUCCCGUUUGCAACUACGCUUGUCGCCGGAGAGAUGCCCUGGCUGGACAUCUACGCACACAUGCAGCUUCUUCUCCAACGGUGGGAAAACCUUUCAAGUGCAGCUACUGUAGUCGCAGCUACAAACAACAGAGCACACUCGAGGAACACCUAGAGCGCUGCCAUAGUUAUCUGAAGAGUCUAGACCACCAGACAGCAGUCAACGCACAGACAGCACAGGGUGAAGAGUCAGUAAAUAUGGAGACAUUAUCUAAACCUGUGCUCGAGCCAUCCAAUGAAAAACUCCAGUUUGUGGAUAGACUGGCUAUCAGCAUUACCAAACGCAAGAGGUCAACGCCACAGAAGUUUUUAGGUGAAAAGCACAUGCACCUUGACCUACCCGAAGCACCUUACGAAUUGUCCUCUGGCUCUGAGAAGGAGGGGGACCUCAUGAGCUCUCGGCCUGCCGGGGACUCUGCUGGGUUGGCUGGUUCACAUCACCAAGGCGGCAGGGGUAAAGGGGAGAACCAUGAGCCGCCUGCACUGUCUCAGCUCCAUCCUGCCUUCCUGUCGGAGCUACGCACGGUUAUGGGCUCCAUCAAAAGCAACGUGACUCCUCAGGGCCCCCGAGCACAUGGUGGAGGUGGGCUGGCAGCAGUGUCCCUUGGCCUGGCUGGGAGGGAGGCAGGUGAAGGCCGUGAUGACCAACGCUCAGCCCAUAGCCACACCGCCUCGCCCAACGGCUGCCCCGACUCUACAGACACAGAGAGCACAGCAGAAGACCAGAGCACAAGGGCUACAGCCCCGACAAGUACCUCCAACAACCACCACCUCCACUACCAAACCCCAGCACUGCCCCGCAGCCAUCCCACUUCCAGCCCCAGGCAGGCCAAAGACUUGGAGUGGGAGAGAGCGUGUCCUGUGCCCCCCACCAUAGCAAAGAGGAGCCCUGUCACACCCCUUUCUUCCAGGGAGACUGUGCAGGUGUUAGACAGGGAUGGCCGGCCUGUGCGCUCCUUCCACUGCCGGCACUGUCGCAUCCUCUUCCUGGACCAUGUCAUGUUCACCAUCCACAUGGGUUGCCACGGCUUCCGCCAACCCUUUGAGUGCAACAUCUGUGGCCACCGCAGCCAGGACCGCUACGAGUUCUCGUCUCACAUCAGCCGCGGAGAGCAUCAGGUGGGCUGAGGAGAGGGGAUAGUGGUCGGACGAUGAGAGGUGACUGUUGCUCUCUAAAGUUGUAGGCUCCUGUUUGUUCUGCACCAGAUCAGUUGCUUUAAAUCCCAAGUGUAAGUAAAAGGAUUUGUGAUUUUAUCGUGAGAUUAUUUAUUAAACUAAAGUGAGUGAAAAAUCCUUUCACCGCACCAUUUAAAGUUUAGUGGAGGCAAAUUACAUUCUAUGAUUGAUUGCACUCCCAUAUCAAAUCAUCUGGCAAAACUACUGGUUUUGCUUCAAAAGUGCCUUCUUUGGGGAUUUCCUCUUAACAAAAAAAAACUGGAAGGGAACUGGUGCUCUAAAAUCUUGACUAGCCAUCUUUUGCUAAGUGAUUUUGUUAGCACCUUUUAGAGGUCAUGUGCACAGGCAGUUAAGGAAAGCAUGGCAUGUACAUUUUAAGUACUCUAUUUGGUAUGCUUAGUAUGCACUAAGAGCUUUGUUUUUGUGGUUGAGGAGGGUACUUUGUGUCGUGUGUCAGGUAAGCUUAAUAUGCACUGAGAGCUUUGUACCUCUGGGUUUGGGAAGAGCUUUUGUCACAGACGAAGCACAGAAAUGGAUUGCCUUAACUCCUACAGUAGUACGCUGCUGGAGGAAUACAUUGUUUACAGCACGUGUGAAGUCACCUCAGAAGAGAAUAUUUGCAGCUGCACAGUGAGACUAUCAGGACAAAGCGAAAUCAUGAGGGAAAUGAACUUGAAAACAUUCAGGGCCUUCAGGCCUCAGAUGUAAAAUAGGUUUUUGGAUUUUAAAGUGAGUCUUAGAAUACUGGUGCAGAUCAGACCACGAGCCAUGUAGUGUACAGUAGAGCCUGACUGAGAUGGCCCAGGGUGCUAUACCUAUACAGGAUUGCACUUUUAGGUUCCCUGCUUAUAUAUGAACAUCUUUGCCGAAGCACUUGAUGGCUUUACAAUUUUUUUUCUGUGAUUGUUCUACUGCACUGAUAAAUCGCAUAAUACUCACAAUAAUUGAUCAUUUAAUUUGCAACACCAGUGUAUUUUUAACGGAGCUGGCCUUCUACAGAAUCCCACAGCGUUGCACUGGUUCUGCGGUUCUACACUCAAGUUUGCUGCAAUGUGUGACUGAGAAUUAAAUAUCAGUUCAACUACACAAAUAAUUUUGUGGUUUUGCACUCAGCAGUUAAGGCUGAGAUUUUAAACACUUUGCGUAAUGUAAGUGAAUUAACAAAUUAAUUAUUUAAAAAGGAAUUAACAAAUCAGUUUGGAUCUGUUUGGUUAUCACUUGUGAUUAUCUAUUUAGUGUUGUUUGUUUCAGCCUUGGUGUAUUUAAUCAGCUAUAUUCCAAAUCUUAUCCAGCAUAUUCCUCAAGUCCAUGAAAUGUUACCUCCUGCUUCUUUAUAGCACCCAAAUACCUUAUUGCUACAGUAUGGUGAGUUAUCUGAUAAUGUUAAUAUUGGGAACGUGAAUGAGACCAAACUCAGUAUUCUUACUUGUUAUUGUGGGUUUGCUGCUUCAUAGUUUAACUUAAUUUCCUUCGAUCGCAGGCAAAAAAUAUACUUGAAACUGUUUGAGAAAAAAAGUAACCUAAAAAUGCACUUGGUUUGAUAAGUAGAGAAAUGUGUGUGAAUGGAAUAUAGCAUGUGUGCUUGUCAUUUUCUGCUUUUCCCUGAAUUGUGAAUUAUUUUUGAAAUGUGAAGUAAUUUCAAGAAGUGAAAAUGAGGCAUGGAUUUUUGUCUCCUUGUGUGGACUUUUCAAUGUUAUAAGAUAUUUUGUGAAUGAUGUAACAUGACAAAACACUUUACCUCAAAGUUAAAGAUGUACAACUGCCUCAUUAUUUCAACAAGUCAUGUUGCUUUCCAAGAUGUUCUUGCAGUUACAAACGCGUGCCCCUUCGAUAUUCUCAAAACUUUUUACUGUCAAUAAAGUUGAGUUUAUUGUAAAA
Cottoperca gobio is the source of this 3784-nucleotide messenger RNA. RefSeq names its product IKAROS family zinc finger 4 (gene ikzf4). Gene Ontology annotation, molecular function: DNA-binding transcription factor activity; RNA polymerase II cis-regulatory region sequence-specific DNA binding. Gene Ontology annotation, biological process: regulation of transcription by RNA polymerase II. Lineage: Eukaryota; Metazoa; Chordata; Actinopteri; Perciformes; Bovichtidae. The record is from RefSeq and is a predicted model, not a curated record.